AUGCCUUUCCCUCCAUCAACCGCGGGUGAUACCGCUGGCACAAAGCCUACAAUCUCAAAGAAACAUGAGAUCAUCAUCUUCUCCAGCACGGCCAUUGCGCUGUACGGGUACGAUCAGGGCAUGAUGAGUCUGAUCAAUACGAACCGGUCCUACCUUCGCACCAUGGCCAUAGCCGAGACAUCACCAAUUGUCGGCAUUAUCGUGUCUGUUUACUACCUUGGCUGUACCGUUGGUGCCGUGUUGGCCUCCUACUGGGCCGACAAGAAGGGGAGGAAGCCCUCCAUCUCUGCGUGUCUGGCCACUACUAUGCUUGGGAACCUGCUCAUGUUCAUUGCUGGACUGAGUCCCAACGGCUCGGACCCGUGGGGCGGCGCGUCCCUCGCCCUCAUGUUGGCUGGUCGUGUCAUCUUGGGCGUUGGUGUUGGCGGCAUCGACGCCACCAUCCCCGUUUUCAGCUCCGAGCUUUCCAAGGACGGUGCACGUGGACGCGCCCUUGCCCAAGAAUUUCAGAUGAACAUCUUCGGACUCUUGAUGGCAUUCGCCAUCAAUCUACGCGUUACUAUUGCCCUCGGAAAAGACAACCAGUGGGCCUGGAGGAUUCCCAUUGUUGUAAUGCAGGCAUUCCCUAUCCUACUUGUCUCGACCAUCAGUAGGCUGCCAGAGUCGCCCAGAUGGUACAUUAGCAUGGACAGGAAAGACGACGCCAGGAGGGCCCUCGCCGCUCUUCAUGGCGAUGCCAAGGCCGAGGACAUGCUCGAUGAAAUCCACCGAGCCCAGCAGGAAGAGAGCGACGAGAAGAUUGGCUACAUUGAUAUGCUCGUGCCAGGUGGCAGCCAGUUCCACCCCACCAUGCUCGCCGUUAUGGGUCAGGUCAACCAGGCCUUGACUGGUUAUGGUGCCGUGUCAGUGUACGGACCUCAAAUCUUUGAGUUGCUGGGCUUCGGUGUCCGAGAGGCCGAGUAUGUCACUCUUGGCAACUACAUCAGCUACUUUUUGAUGAUGACUUUAGCUUGGAUGACCAUUGACGUUCUGGGUCGACGCAAGCUUAUGGUCUGGGGUUCUGGAGGACUGGCAACUUGCUUUGCACUGCUGACUGUCUUCGGAGGGCUUUCCCUAGAUGUUGGCCACAUAUCCGUGCUAGUGACCGAGAUCCUCGGUUCGAUCACGCUGUUUGUGGCGACUGCGAUAUUUGGGGUCUGCUGGCUGGCAACUGUGUGGCUGAUACCGACAGAGAUCUAUCCUUCUGGCGCCCGAGCACAGGGUAGCAGCGUCAGCGUCAUUGUCUGGGGUCUUACCAAUUUCACCAUCACACUCAUAACCCCGAUCUUAUUCAACAACGCCAAGUAUUGGUUAUUCCUCGUCUUUGCGGCAACAAACGCUUUUGCCGGAUGGUGGACUUGGUGCUACUCGCCCGAGACGGGAGGCAGGAGCUUCGAGGAGAACCAAGAAUUCUUCAUUACAGCACGAGAGGAGGGCAGUUGGGCUGUCAGGAAGGUCGACGGCGGCAAGUUCUUGUAUAUUCCGCGAAAGGAGAAGGACGCCGAGGAUGGGAAGGAUGUUCCAAGCGAGACUGCCCCUUUGCUUGGGAGCCGUACUUGA
Molecule: messenger RNA, 1599 nt
Organism: Anthostomella pinea
Lineage: Eukaryota; Fungi; Ascomycota; Sordariomycetes; Xylariales; Xylariaceae
Source: the annotation of a GenBank genome assembly